AUGUCGGUAAAGGAGUGUGAUCACCACACAGGAAGAAAAAGAAUACUCUUCCAAAGAAUCUUCUGGGGAAUCAUAGUGUUCCUUUUCUUAGUCUUACUCACAAUUCUCCUCAUAUGGGCAAUCCUAAGACCAACCAAACCAACCUUCAUCCUCUCCGACAUAACCGUCUCCGCCUUCAACGCAACGCAGCCCAAUCUUUUAACCACCAAUUUCCAAAUAACCCUAAUGUCAAGAAACCCCAACGACCACAUCGGUAUCUACUACGACCGUCUCGACACCUAUAUCACCUACCGGAGCCAACAAAUCACUUACCGUACCUCCAUACCACCUUCCUACCAAGGCCACAAAGAAGUCGACGUCUGGUCGCCGGGGGUCUACGGCACUGACGUCCCUGUUGCUCCUUUCAACUUUCAGACACUCUCACAAGAUCAAUCUAACGGAAAUUUCUACGCUAUCGUUAAAGUUGACGGAAGAGUUCGUUGGAAGGUUGGUACUUUUAUUUCUGGUCAUUAUCAUCUCUAUGUUCAGUGUCCUGCUUAUAUCUCAGUUCGUAACGACGGUACCGGCGUUGACAUGGGAGCUAACGGCGCUUAUAUUGGAGCUAACGUCGUUAAGUAUCAGAUUGAUCGACGUUGCUCUGUUAGCCUUUGA
Molecule: messenger RNA, 651 nt
Organism: Vicia faba (fava bean)
Lineage: Eukaryota; Viridiplantae; Streptophyta; Magnoliopsida; Fabales; Fabaceae
Source: the annotation of a GenBank genome assembly